AAACAACACAGCGCAGUAUAGUGCACAUUGCAGAAAGAUCAGCAGAAUGUGUGGUGAAAAAGAUAGCAGAGCAUAAUGAAGUUUGAAUUAACAAUAUUCUUUUCAUAAAAAGGAAACCUAAUUAUAAUAAUGGACAUAAGUUGUGAAAUGGAGCUUCCUUUCACUGAAUCCAGUUCAUUGACGGGGACUUCAUUUGAACAUUCAGCAUCUGAUCUACCAGUAAAACUCCUGGGAAGUUCAGAAGAUGUUGACCAUCUUCUUCAUGGAAACACAGACAAGCAUCUCAGUGCUGCAGAUUUUAAGUUAGAUCUUGGUGUGUCAAAUGAUUUAGUAUCUGACUUCGGAAUGUCAAACGAAAGUCUAAUGAUGCCUGAAGAACAAGCUGAAGAAUAUAGUAUAUCUGAUGCAGCUUUAGAGGGUGGAGUCAGGCCAGCUGUCACAUCAAGUAAUAUUGUUGCGAUGGAUAACAUUAAUUAUGUUCACUCCAUCCCUCUUAUAUCAACUUUAUCAGGUAUACAGACAGUUCAGGUUAUUCCAUUUGGAUACCUGAUUUCUGGUGCCAAACCAAAUACUAAUCAACAGACAGAAUCAACACAGGUUAAUAUCAAUAGUUUUAAUCAGUCAACACCAACACAAAUUCAGACUGUACAUAAUGCUGUUGUUAUUGGCAACCUCAUGAUGUUGAAGAAUUUGCCAGGGAAGGAUGUCAAUCAAAUUCAGAAUAGUAAUCAAGCAAAACAAGUUGAUACUGAUGUCCGAGCAACAGCAGAAAAAUGUGUAUCAAAAGUAAAGUCGUCAAAUAAUAAAACUUCAAAUGUUGAAAUGUCAAGACGAGUAGCAAAUAAAAAAAAUAUGGUUAACAACAGACUUCAUAUAAACCAAAGCACAAGUUUGCAGAAUAGAGUUCAAAGUUCACAGAAAAAUACAAAAAUUAAAAUCGAUGGGAAAACAAUUUCUUUGACUUUUGAAGUAAAAGAUGUAAGGUCAUGUGACCUGACUGAAUGGCAAACUGUUUCCCAAGAUAUUUCAACUUCCAAAGAAACUAAUGACAACUCAGUUUCUACAAGUACAGUUGAUAAGGAAGAGAAGCUUAUUCCUAUAGUAACCAAAUCUUCACCACAACUGCAAAUUUUUACAAAUGUGAAAGAUGCUUCUGAUAAUACAAAAUAUGUUUCACUUUUAAAUGGACAAAAUAAUUGUCUGACAUUAAAGAAAAAUGAAAAUUCCAUAGAAAAUAAAAUAAGAAGUACAGAAAUGGACAUUGAUAAAGAAUUUGUUGAAGAAUCAGAAACAACUAAAUGUACAGUAACAGCUGCUAAUUCAGAAAAUGUAGCCAAUGAAAGUAAAGACUCAAGUGAUACUACUAAAGAUAAAACAGAGGAAUUAGAGAAUGAGGUUUUGACUUUACUGGCAAAUGCAAGUAAGGAGAGAACAAGAGUUGAACAGGAACAAUCCAAAGGAAUUCCUGGGAGGAAGAAAUCUGGAAAGCCUUGUGGUAAUCUACCAACUAAUGAAGAGUUAUUUAAAUGUGAUAUAUGUGGUUUGGAAUUUAACAGGCAUGGUAAUUUUACCAGACACAAACUUAUACAUGAUGUUAGAUUUAAGGACCGUUACAAAUGUCCUGUAUGUGAAAGAAAGUUUCUACAACGAUGUGACUUAAAGCGACAUUUACUGAUACACUCAAACCAGGAACCAUAUAGGUGUCAAGAAUGUGGUAAAGGUUAUAUACGAAGGAGUGAUUUAGUAGUUCACAUGAGGUUUCACAAGAAAGAACGUGUAUUUUCCUGUCCUUAUUGUUCAGAUAAAAAGUUUUGCCAGUCAGGUGAUUUGAACAGACAUGUACGUAAUGUUCAUCUACACAGCAGUACCCACAAGUGUGGACAUUGUGAGCGUCAGUUCAGUAGAGAACCAGCUUUGAUACAACACGAGUACACAUGUCAUGGACUACCUCAGAACUCUAAGAAAAGAUCUAAGGUUGGAAUAUCCAAUAGUGCUGGAACUAAAGGAAAAUCAGCUAACAAGAAGAAAACAGAUGUAGCUUGAUAAAUUGUGCUGCCUGUUGACUUAUUGAUGUUGUAAGAUAAGUUUUGUAAG
This is a messenger RNA of Mytilus californianus (California mussel), 2094 nucleotides long. RefSeq names its product zinc finger protein 568-like. The transcript has 6 exons. The record is from RefSeq and is a predicted model, not a curated record. NCBI's taxonomy places the organism in Eukaryota, Metazoa, Mollusca, Bivalvia, Mytilida, Mytilidae. Bases 130 to 2043 code for a protein of 637 amino acids. Gene Ontology annotation, cellular component: nucleus.